This is a messenger RNA of Geodia barretti, 498 nucleotides long. NCBI's taxonomy places the organism in Eukaryota, Metazoa, Porifera, Demospongiae, Tetractinellida, Geodiidae. The record is from the annotation of a GenBank genome assembly.
AGGCAGUCGGACUCUCCUUCACGGUGCAGCCGGCGCGAGUGGACGAGGGCGCGGUCAAGGACGCCAUGCGGACCGAAGAUACCCGAGGGCCGGGAGACCGCGCGGGCGCUCGCGUCACUCAAGGCCCGCCGGGUCAGCGCCGGCGCGCCCGGCGCCUUCGUCAUCGGCGCCGACCAGCUCCUCGUCUGCGGCGAUGAGUGGUUCGACAAGCCGGUGGAUGUGGAGGACGCGCGGGGGCAGUUGAAACGGCUGAGGGGCCGCCGCCACACCCUGGUGACCGCCGUCUGCGUGGUCCGCGACGAGGCUGAGAUCUGGAGCGAUGUGGCAUGUCCGCAGCUCACGAUGCGGCCCUUCUCCGACACCUUUCUGGAACGCUAUCUGGCCCGAGCGGGCGAUGGCAUCCUUGCCUGCGUCGGGGGUUACGAGGCGGAGGGGCUGGGCGCGCAGCUCCUCGCGAAGAUCGAGGGCGACUGGUUCGCGGUCUGGGCCUGCCGCUGA